AGCUAGGCCCCUGCGGACCUCGCCCGACUGGGCUGGGCCGGCGCCAGACAGAGACCCAGCUCCCUCCGAACAUGAGAAAAUGGUCGGGCAGAGGAGGAGUAAGCUCAAAGAAGCGGCUUCAGAGCCGACGCCCUCCUCCCGCUCCAUGCCGUCCAGGCGGCGGCGCCGGGCCACCGGAGCCGGGGAGCCGGAGAUGGAGGAGCCGCAGGCGGAGGUGGAAAAUUCGCAGCCUCCUUUGCCCGUAGGCGGGGGGAACCUGCCGGGGGGCGCCCGGAACUACUCGCCGAGGAGGACCCGAAAUCUGAACGCGCAGAACUACACGCAAAUGGAGGUGAUCGCGAAGACCCUUCUUCUCGGCCGCUUCCAGUUCCUCACCUGUUUGCUGGAGCAGCUCCGCGACAAGGUGCAGCAGCUGAGGAGACGUCAGGUCAACAGCAGGACCUCUUUGGGCAUAGCUGCAUUUGUGGGAGUUUUGCACUGGAUACAUUUAGUAACACUUUUUGAAAAUGAUCGUCAUUUUUCCCACCUAUCAUCUUUAGAACGGGAGAUGACUUUUCGAACUGAAAUGGGACUUUAUUAUUCCUACUUCAAGACCAUUAUUGAAGCACCUUCAUUUUUGGAAGGACUGUGGAUGAUAAUGAACGACAGGCUCACUGAAUAUCCCCUUGUAAUUAAUACAGUGAAACGCUUCCACCUUUAUCCAGAGGUGAUUAUAGCCUUCUGGUAUCGCACAUUUGUGGGAAUAAUGAAUUUAUUUGGGCUAGAAGCUAAGACCUGCUGGAAUGUCACCAGAGUAGAACCUUUAAAUGAAGUUCAAAGUUGUGAAGGAUUGGGAGACCCUGCUUGCUUUUAUGUUGCUGUGAUUUUUAUUUUAAAUGGAGUAAUGAUGGGAUUGUUCUUCAUAUAUGGUGCAUACCUGAGUGGGACUCAACUUGGAGGUCUAAUUACAGUAUUAUGCUACUUUUUCAACCAUGGAGAGGCUACUCGUGUAAUGUGGACACCACCUCUCCGAGAAAGUUUUUCAUAUCCAUUUCUUGUACUUCAGAUGUGCAUUUUAACUUUGAUUCUCAGGACCGCGAUCAGUAAUAGAAGGCAUUUUAUUGCACUCUGUCUUUCCAAUGUUGCUUUUAUGCUUCCCUGGCAGUUUGCUCAGUUUAUACUUUUUACACAGAUAGCUUCAUUAUUUCCCAUGUAUGUUGUGGGGUACAUUGAGCCAAACAAAUUUCAGAAGAUCAUUUAUAUGAACAUGGUUUCAGUUCUCCUUUGUUUUGUGUUGAUGUUUGGAAAUCCAAUGUAUUUAUCUUCUUAUUAUUCUUCAUCUUUGUUAAUGACUUUGGUGAUAAUUCUAAAGAGAAAUAAAAUUCAAAGAUUGGGAGUAUCUGAACUCAACUUUUGGCUGAUUCAAGGCUGUGCUUGGUUGUGUGGAACAAUUAUUUUGAAAUUUCUGACAUCUAAAAUCUUAGGUGUUUCAGAUCACAUUCGCCUGAGUGACCUUAUAGCAGCCAGAAUCCUAAGGUAUACAGAUUUUGAUACCUUAAUUUACACCUGUGCUCCUGAAUUUGACUUCAUGGAAAAAGCGCUGAUUUUUCACACAUUGCAACUGUUAGCAUUCACUGUCCUUGCCGUUUUAAUCAUGAGGCUGAAGUUGUUUUUAACACCUCACAUGUGUGUUAUGGCUUCCUUGAUAUGCUCUCGAAGGCUCUUUGGAUGGAUUUUUUGCAGAGUUCGCUUUGAGAAUGUUAUCUUUGGCAUUCUAACAGUGAUGUCAAUACAAGGUUGUGCAAACCUCCAUAAUCAAUGGAGCAUAAUAGGAGAAUUUAAUAAUUUGCCUCAGGAAGAACUGAUACAAUGGAUCAAAUAUAAUACCAGACCAGAUGCUGUGUUUGCAGGUGCCAUGCCUACGAUGGCCAGUGUCAAGCUGUCUACCCUUCACCCCAUUGUGAAUCACCCACAUUACGAGGAUGCAGACUUGAGGGCCCGCACAAAAAUAGUUUAUUCCACAUAUAGUCGAAAAUCUGCAAAAGAAGUGAGAGAGAAAUUGUUGGAGUUACAUGUGAAUUAUUACAUUUUAGAAGAGGCAUGGUGUGUUGUGAGAACUAAGCCUGGUUGCAGUAUGCUGGAAAUUUGGGAUGUGGAAGACCCUUCCAAUACAGCUAAUCCUCCCUUAUGUAGCAUCUUGCUCAAGGACGGGAGGCCUUACUUCACCACAGUAUUUCAAAAUAGUAUGUACAGAGUACUAAAGGUUAACUGAAAACAAGACAACCCAUCACACUGUGUGUAGAAAGCAAUCACUUUGCCUUAUUUAUGUUAAUAAAAAUCACAAGCUUUAAUAAGGGACCCUUAAAAAGAAGAUAAUAAAAAUGAUUUCAAGUUAUUCUCAUUAUUAAAAGGUAAAUUAUUUCAUUGUUUUCCAUUGAAUGUCAGCCUUAUUAAGCUUGUUCUUUAAAUGAUUAAAUCAUUUCAUACUGCAUAAACCAAAUGUCCAUCUUAAAAGUUCUAAAGAAAAAAUAUAUGUAAAAGAACAAUGAAAUUCAAUAAAUGAAAGGUAUUAUGUAAGUCCUUUUGUAUUCAACUAGGUGCUUCAGAUUUUCUCUAGUACCAGCAUGUAUCAGCUCAGACUCUUUAAACCACUUAGAAAAGACUAAUGCAGUUUCUGAAAUGACACUUCCUUAAAAUCCUGAUGCUAAUCACAACUUCUAUACCUCUGUGAGGAAAUUUGUGUGUAACCAUGUGGCUAUUAAGGUUGUUUUUGCUUUUAUUAGCCCUCGGGAAAGAUCUUCAAUAGCUUUUAAUAUUUUUUUUAUCAUUUCAAGUUAAAUAUUUUCAAAAACAACUUAUUUUGUAAUGUUUUGAAUCUCUUGAAACUUGUUUACUCAACCAGAUAAGUAUUUUUUAUUGAUUAAUUCCCAACCAAAGUUCAACAGGUUAUUAACCUGUCUUUGUAAUCCAGUGGAUUUUCUUUUAACAUCCAGGUAAAAUAAAAAUUGCUAUGGUACAUGGCCAAAUUUGGGAGUUAAAACAUAAUCAGCAAAGAAAAUCCAGCUAAAUUUAUCAUAUGAGAUUUUUAGAUCCUAGAUCCUGAAUGAAGCAAAGGCAUUUUUCAUCUUGACAGCCCUAUAGCUCAUUGGACAUAGUCUUUCUUUCUGAUUACCAUCUUUCUGAUCAUCAUCUUUCAUAAUAACAUAUUUCUGAAUCCUCAUUUAUCUUUGGUUUUGGAUGAGGAAAUUGAUGUUUUAUAAAUCUCCUCCUCCAAUAUAAAACCUAUGCAACAAUAAUGCUUUGAAAGUGGGAAAUAGUUAUCUUGAAUAUGUUGCCAGAUGCAAAGAUAAACACUUUCUCUGCUUGAGAGACAGUGACUAUGCUACAUCUGAGUAUUUUAAUAUCUGUCUACUUUAAAUUAAUCAUCUUGGAGUUUUUGUAAUUCCCUUAUGUUCUUGACCCUCCACAUUUGGGAAAACAAAAUGACUUAAUUCUAUAGGUUAGUUCAUGUAUAGUAGGUAGGAGAUUAUAUUCAAGAAAACCAAUAAAAUUAUUUUUCAACUUUUAUAAUUGUAAAAUAUUUUAAUACAGGAUACAAAACUUCUAAGAAAGCAUGCCCCAUUUUAUCAGUAUUUUCAAAUAAUUUGUUUGGGCCUAGGUAUGGGGCAAAGAAGGAAAGGAGACUUAACAUCUAACAUUCAUAUAAACUAAAACAUUCUGGAUGAUGUUUUCAUAGGAAAUAUUUUAAAGAAGUUGGUAGAAUUUUUUUUAAAAGAAGAGCUGUAUUAGCUAAUAAAGUAUUUUAUAAAAGUGUACUUAUGUGGAUUUAUAUAUAGGAAAACCAAUAAAAUUAUUUUCAACUUUUAUAGUUGUAAAAUAUUUUAACAGGAUGCAAAGCAGCUAAGAAAGUAUGCCAUGUUUUACUUAUUUUAACAUUUUCAAAUAAUUUGUUUUGGUAUGUGGGGCAAAGAAGGAAAAAAGAUAUAUAAAACGCAACAUUCAUAAAAUUAACACAUUUUUGAUGGUGUUGUCAUAAAAAAUAGUUUUUGAAGAAGUUGGUAGAAUUCAACAACAAAAAGGGAAGAAUAGUAUUAACUAGUUAAGUAUUCCAUACAGAUAAAAUGUAUUAAUAUGGAUUGUGUUACUUUCAUGUACUAUGUAUAUUUGAAAAUUAAA
This is a messenger RNA of Mirounga angustirostris (Northern elephant seal), 4155 nucleotides long. RefSeq names its product dpy-19 like 2 (gene DPY19L2). Bases 80 to 2251 code for a protein of 723 amino acids. Gene Ontology annotation, biological process: spermatid development. The transcript is spliced from 19 exons. Gene Ontology annotation, cellular component: nuclear inner membrane. The record is from RefSeq and is a predicted model, not a curated record. NCBI's taxonomy places the organism in Eukaryota, Metazoa, Chordata, Mammalia, Carnivora, Phocidae. Gene Ontology annotation, molecular function: mannosyltransferase activity.